Messenger RNA from Aricia agestis (brown argus), 607 nucleotides. RefSeq lists its product as uncharacterized. Bases 24 to 554 code for a protein of 176 amino acids. Gene Ontology annotation, molecular function: peptidase inhibitor activity. The transcript has 4 exons. The record is from RefSeq and is a predicted model, not a curated record. NCBI's taxonomy places the organism in Eukaryota, Metazoa, Arthropoda, Insecta, Lepidoptera, Lycaenidae.
CACACACAGGUGCAGCUCUCGAUAUGGACAUGGAGGGUAUCCUGCUGCUACUCUUGGUGCUCGCCCGCGCGGCCACCGCCUACGACGAGCGCCGCAGCGUCCCGCUUUCGGGGUCGCUCAGCUCCGUGGGCGGCGGCGAGGAGCACUCCCCGCCGCACUACCGCCCCGGCUCCCAGGCGUACGUGAUCUCGCAGCUGGUGAAGCCGAAGCCCCCGCACCAGUACUGGGCGGAGGAGACGGCGGCGGGCGUACCCCCGGAGCGCCGCAACUGUCUGCUGUGCGAGGCGCAGGAUUCCGGCGCCUGCCGCGCCAUGCCCUCGUGCGUGCACUGCGAGCCCACCGUCACCGCGCUGUGCGAGCGCGGCGCGCCCUGCCUGCGCUGCACCGUGAUCAAGAACCCGUUCUUCAAGUGCGUGCCGGGCGAGAAGUACAUGGACGAGUGCGACUCGUGCCGCUGCACGGACGGCCACGGCGGCUGGUGCACUAACCAGUUCUGCGAGUUCCGCGCGCUGCACCUCUACGCCAUGAAGCUCUCCGACGGCGAGUUCUACUGACGAGGACCUCGUACUCACACAGUAAACUACUCGUUGUUUACGUGUUACUUAUA